UGUCUUAAAAUCCGAACUAUCCCUUUAAGGUGAAUUUCCUUUCCUUGCGCUUCCUCUCUGUCACUCACGCGUCUUUCUCUCAUACACACACACAGGCACACACAGCCCAUCACCUCCGCGCACACCGCGUCUAUCUCCAUGAAAACCAACAAGAUCAUCCCUGGAAGCGUGGUCGGUGGUCGCACUGAUGAACCUGACGCUGCUCGGGUAGAAGCAUAAAGUUCUCCCGCAGCUUUUGUAGACUAUGCGUGCAACUAAAUUACCAAACAGUAGAAGUAAACUCAUUCUCCUUGGCCGGCUCUCGUGCGCGCUCAAUGGACACCCGCCAUCGACAUGCAUAUUUAAUCCAAAUAAAACAUUCACAAUCGUGAACGCAUUGACGCACAGAACUAGCUAAAUUACUGUCAAAUUCGGUUAGCAUCAUUAGUAGGCUAUGCUGCAGGUAUUUGAUUAAAACUCUUGCAUUCAAGUUGACUGACCAUCUCAAUACCAAUAUUUUCAACUCCAAGACUUAAUGGGUCUGUCCCAAGGAGAAAAAGUAUUAGCUUACCUUGAAACUUAAACACAUGUGGGGAAACUGAACAGUCCAACCAGUAGAGUAUGAUAAGCUUAGCCUGCUACUUUGUUUACAAUAUUUUGAGGCUUCCACCAGACAGCUGAAUUUAAGAAGUGGAGUUGUAAUAUGAAUAGUAGGCUAUAAUCUGCAUAAUGUUUGCUGCUAUGAAUACCAGAAAUGUCAGUAUAUUAUAUAGAAUGUAAAUAAUUACAUAAUGUGUGUGCUUCAAAUAAAGACAAGCUUUACAUCUUGUUAAAAACAUAAUUUACAUUAUAUGAAAGGAGAGCGAUAAAAAAGUGAUGCAAUGAAAAUAUGGGUGCACAACGUUUAACGUCGGGGUAGGCUGCAAGGCGAACAGGGCUUACACAAGGGCUUUUAGCCAUCUCUACAGAGCAGCGUUUUAAGUGAAGUCCAACCUGAUAGACAGGCCUACUAGUUGAUUUAGGUUCAAGCCUUCUCACAGUCGCUUAUUCCUAUUAGGACAAUCACACUCACACACCUGGAAACGGUUUCGAAGAACAUACUAGCUCAUCCUGUAAUAUGUGUAGUCUACAUAAAUUAUCCUAGUAAGCUAACGUUACAUUUGCUAGAUAUCCUACCUGUUGCUGCAUCAUCGUUGAUUGGCGUUGUUUGAGAUUGUAUUCCGUACAGUAUUCCAAUGGUGUCAGCCUAGGCCUACUUUUAACCUGCAUUAGUGUAGAUAUGAAGGCUAUGUAAGCUAUCCUACCAGUCGUUUCACUGUAGGCUACUUAAAGUCAGCUCUUGCAACUUGAAGUUGGCAACUUCAUUUCAGUCUUUUAAAUUCUAAUAAAUGAAGAGUUAUUUUCCAAAAUAGCCUAUAUCCACAAUUUUGAUGCAUUUUCAUAAAUCACUUUUUAAAUGUGACUUUCCAACUUGGAAUUGUAAUUGUUAUUUAUCUAUUCUUCAGUUUAGCCUAGUUGUCUUUUUAACUAUAGGCCUAAUAUGUUUUACACAGCUAGCAACCUUUUUGCAUUUACAUGCAAUGGUAAUUCCUUCCAUGGAAUUACAUUUUCUAGUUUUAGAUAGUAACUGUGUGGUAAUAAUUCACCUAUACCACCCAUAGCCUAAAUUAAUUAAAUGUUUACUAUGAACAAUAGUUAAAUGAAACACACAGUAAUACUUUCUAUAACACUUUGUGUUGGAUGUAAUUCAUUGAACCUAGAAUUGUUAACUGCUAUACAAUAAGUGGGCCAAACUUCACAGUUUAAGUCUCCACACAUAAGCUUGCCUACUGAGUCUAAAAACAUAGCUCCCACUUUCCUUAGCUGGAGGGGAAUUCUGAGAUUUCUCCCUAAAGCAGAAACUAUUAUUUUUACCUAAUUAUUAUUACUAUUAUUAUUGGGAAGGUUAUAGGUUUGCACUGAUUCAGGUAGGGUAGUGGCACUAUACUGGAUGGUAUAUCGGUUAGAAUAUAGGACGGAGAAGAGAUGGGGUUUAACUUUGUAUUGUUCCAGCAGAGACAUUAAGGAUUCCAUACAUACAGAGAAAUAUAGGUAGAUGGCUAUUUAUAGAUAAUAUAUCUGCAGCAUACAGAUAUGCAUUGAAUACUAAGCUCAUUAAACUGAAUUGUAAGCCAGGACACACAUACAGCAACGGCAACGCUAACCCCUUCAAGAAAGAAAAGAAACCUUUUUGUUCGUGACUACAGUUAUUAUGUGGUCAAUAACGCCAUCUAGCGGCGUAAACGGUACUGUGUAAUAGCGUUAACUCGCACAGCACAGGUACAAACUUCCUCCAGUCGGAGAUUGUUAAUGAGGGCUAUCUUUUACUGUCUAUGUGGCUAAAGGACUGUAUGGAUUGAUUGAUUGAUUGUGUUGCUUGGGUGGCGUCAGUUAGAACCAAAGAUCAUACAGCGCUAGAAUCUUUGGUUAGAAUACUGGUUGUGAAGCAGUAGUUUCUCCUUAGUUUCUUUAUUGAGUUUUCUUCCACCAUACAACAGCAUGAAUAAACUUAUAAUGUAUAGUGGUCUGUAAAGAACCAAAUAAACUGUCAUUAAUAUGGUCACUAAAUAAACUGUAUCGCUAUCUCUCAUUCUAUAAGCUCAACUUCUCACACAAGUAACACAGGCUUCCUUCAUUUCAAACCCUUAAUGCUAAUGCUCCGUUUAGCAUGCUAAGUCCUUGCAUAUCAACGUGAAAGAUACAUCCCACUCCCAAUACACAUGACCGAAGGUUACGGUCACUUACUUUUGUUGUCAUACACGCACACAACUUCAACUUAAGGUAAUUGGCAGUAAACUCACUCAAAACUAACGUCAUGAACUUCACCAACACUGUGGUGUACUACUAGAUAACGUCUCUAAUGAACUAGCAUGAGGCUGCACGAGAGGGCGUCACUAGGCAACAACACCUCAACAGAAGAAGAGUACAGAGAUGCAAGACUAGUCUACGUCCUUACAGUAGAAACGCUAAACAGUAGAUUCUUAAGCUAAACACAUGUAGUAUUAUAAUUUCAGAGAACACUUACAGUAUAUUACUUCAUGGAAAUCAUGUCAAGAGCAAGUUUAAGUGUAUUAGCAAACCUCUUGCAUACCAGUGUGAAUUAACGAUGUAUGUAUCAAACUUACUUUUUGUCAAUGAUCGCAUCUCUGAAUGUAAAGGGCUGGAUUACUCAGGAUAACUGCAGGAAUUGUCUAAGGGUAAAUUAAUUAUCUAUGUUUUUUGUGCACAGCCAUCUGCUCAUCAUCACAACAGAAAACGAAACUUAAAAUCCUCAGACAGGGCGACCGCUCUACUUCCGGUAUUUCGCCGAAUUUGGGAGUGAAGUUCACCCAGAAUGCUCAGGUCAAUACAAAUCAUCCAAAACACACCGUCAGUAUGAAACAUCGUGUGAUUGUCGAGUAUAUAUACCAAAUGAACACAAGCAAUGUCUAACAGCGCGUAAGUCCGUACUUGCCCCUCGGGGCCAUGGCAUUGCUAAGAUAUACCAGUCUCAGGAUGAGACAUCCCGAUGCGGACCACCCUAGAACUACACCCACAUUGCACCGUUGCGGACCAUCUCAGCCAUCUAAUGAAUGAAUGACAAGUGCAGGUCUACCAUUAGAUCAUGAGGAAAGUAUGAAAUUACAUGGCAGAACCACAUAGAGCUGUGAUAAUUGCACCAAUUACUUUUACUAGAAUGGCCUUGAUUUGAUUUUUUUUUUAAAAUAUCAACAUUGUAUCUUAAAUCACUCUGAAAUGUCAUUUCUGCAUGACCUAAGCAAUUUAAGAUGAGCUAUUCCGAAUAAUAGUAUACAUUCACCAACACACACGUUUUUGCUAAUUAUAGAGCCAUCGACAGACCAAAUAACACCAAAUUUAUUGAGGGUGCUUUGGAUGGGGUCUCAUGUCAUCCCACCAAAUAUGGCUAUCAUACGUCACAGAAUUUCCAAGAUAGGCCCACUUCCUGUUUGGCGGCUUCGCUCGCUGAAUUUAAUUGGUUAUCACAGGCGAACGCUUGGACGUAUGAAGGCGAAAUCAAGGCGGCUGAUCCGCCUUUGUCUGUAGAUCAUGUGUGCCAAGUUUCAUGACGAUCGGAUAAACUAUGCGGCCAGGGUAGCUUUACUUUGACUUUGGACAAAAUUCAAAAUGGCGGAAAAUCCAUCAUGGCGGAAAAUGACAUCAUAUGGUGCGUUGGAAUCGGCUGAGUCAGAGGAUUCCAAUGGUAUAAGUUUUAUCAAAAUCGGCCAUACGGAUCAAAAGUUACGGGCAUGAACGUGUUUUCCAUCUUUGACCAGUUGGUGGCGCUAGAGCGUGAGAGUGGCGAGCAUGAAACCUGGUGGUGUCAAUCAGGGUAGUCUCCUCUAUCAGCAUACCAAAUUCCAUGACUUUAUGUCUUACGGUUUGGGCUACAGGUGGAAAAAUGUGUGGGCAUCAGCGCUCAAAAGUCGCUUUUCCAUUCAUUCCUAUGGGGAAAAAUCGACCGGAAAAACUGGAAUAACGGGAGAACGACGAGGCGUAUCGAAAAGCUUUAUACAAGCCACCAUCCUCGCAUCAGGACGCACGCGUGAGAAGUGGAACGGCGUCUCUAGCUCCAAAUCCCUAGGACAAGAUAGGGAGACAAAAAUGUUCCGCAAGAUAAAUAAAUUUGAUAAUAAUAGGAAGAACAAUAGUGUGCUGCUUUCAGCAAGCACACUAACUAUAAAGGUGAGAAAAGCAGGAGGAAAUGCAUCAGCUCUAGGAGCCCCAUGCUGCACACGUCGUAGCCACAGCUAAAUACAAAGCAAGUGAGAGACCUCCAUCACCUGCACCCAGCAUGGUGUCCAUGAGAAGUGACAACUCUAUGGGGUAUCGUCCGAACUUGAGAGAGCAGGAUGAUUCUAUGAAAGAAAGAGAGAAGAGACCUCCCUCACCUGCACCCAGCAUGGUGUCCAUGAGAAGUGACAACUCUAUGGGGUAUCGUCCGAAUUUAAGAGAGCAGGAUGAUUCUAUGAAAGAAAGUGAGAAGAGGCCUCCCUCACCUGCACCCAGCAUGGUGUCCAUGAGAAGUGACAACUCUAUGGGGUAUCGUCCGAACUUGAGAGAGCAGGAUGAUUCUAUGAAAGAAAGAGAGAAGAGACCUCCCUCACCUGCACCCAGCAUGGUGUCCAUGAGAAGUGACAACUCUAUGGGGUAUCGUCCGAAUUUAAGAGAGCAGGAUGAUUCUAAGAAAGAAAGUGAGAAGAGGCCUCCAUCACCUGCACCCAGCAUGGUGUCCAUGAGAAGUGACAACUCUAUGGGGUAUCGUCCGAACUUAAGAGAGCAGGAUGAUUCUAUGAAAGAAAGACAUCAGCCAGAGCCUGUUAAAGGGCAAGAACAACUGAAGACAAUCAGUGAACAUUUAAUGAAGAGUACAUCUGGAGGCAGCACCCAACAUAUUAGUCCUUCCUCCCUGACUAACAUCUACACAGAUUUAAUUAUUACUGAGGGAAGAGAAAUAGAGGUAAAUUAUGAACAUGAGAUUAGACAGAUUGAGAUGUUAUUCAGAAGAGCUGCUACACAGACUACAACAAUUAACUCCUGUGAUAUAUUUAAACCUCUACCUGGACAGCAGAAAGACAUUAAGACUGUGUUGACAAACGGCAUUGCUGGCAUUGGAAAAACAGUCACGGUUGAAAAGUUUGUCCUAGACUGGACUGAAAAUAAAGCCAAUCAAGAUAUUCAGUUAAUUAUUCUCCUUCCAUUCAAAGAACUGAAUGUGUUUAAAACAAGGCUUAUAAGUUUAACAGAGUUACUGGAACACUUUUGUAAGCCGAGGAAAGAUAUUUGUUCUGUGUUGAGUGAUUCCAACAUCAUGCUAAUCUUGGAUGGUCUGGAUGAAAGCCGAAUUCCACUGAGUUUCACAAAUGAGGAGAUGUGCCAUGACGCAACACAGAUAACUUCAGUGGAUGUGCUCCUGACGAACCUCAUUAAAAGGAAUCUGCUUCCCUCUGCUCUCCUCUGGAUCACCACCCGACCAGCAGCAGCCAGUCAGAUCCCUCCUGAGUUCAUUGACCGAGUGACAGAUAUAAGAGGCUUUAAUGACUUACAGAAAGAGGAGUACUUCAGGAAGAGAACCAGUGAUGAGAUCCUGGCAAACAGAAUCAUCACACACCUGAAGUCAUCCAGGAGCCUCUACAUCAUGUGCUACAUUCCUGUCUUCUGUUGGAUUGCAGCCACUGUUCUAGAGAUUAUUUUCAGUGACGCAGAAUGGAGGGAAAUCCCCAGGACUAUCACUCAAAUGUACACUCACUUCCUGAUCACUCAGACAAAUGUCAAAAAGGAAAAGUACAUGAUUAGAAAGGAAAAAGAUGAGGAAAUGAUUAUCAAACUUGGGAAACUGGCCUUCCAUCAGCUGGAGAAGGGCAAUCUGAUCUUCUAUGAAGACGAUCUGAAAGAGUGUGGAAUUGAUAUGAAAGAAGCAUCCGUCUACUCAGGAGUGUGUACUCAGAUCUUCAGAGAGGAGUAUGGGAUGCACAAAGGAAAGAUGUUCUGCUUUGUGCAUCUGAGCAUUCAAGAGUUUCUUGCAGCUCUUUAUGCACAUAUCUCUUGUCUUAGAGACAGCAUAAAUGUCUUUGAGCCAUGUCAAACCAUCACACCCAUGAGAGGUCUCAAAGACUUACAUGAAGAGGCAGUGAAUAGGGCUAUUCAGAGUCCAAAUGGACACCUUGAUCUGUUCCUACGCUUCCUCCUGGGCUUGUCAACAAGGUCCAACCAGAGACUCCUAAAGACCUUAUUGCCAAGGAUGAGACAAAGCAUGAAGCACAGCUCUCACACAGUCAAGUACCUUAAGCAGAAGAUCAAGGAGAAUCCUUUACCCGAGAAAAGCAUCAAUCUAUUCCACUGUCUGAAUAAGCUGAGUUAUCAGCCAUUGAUUGAAGAAGUCAAAACAUUCCUGCACUCAAAGAUCCUCCACAAAAUCAAGCUCUCAACUGACCAUUGGGCUGCCCUAGUCUUCAUUCUCUUUACCUCAGAGAAUGACCUGGACGUGUUUGACCUGAGUCACUACAUGGGAUCCAAUGAAGCUCUACAAAUGCUGCUCCCUGUUGUUAAAGUCGCCAAACGACUUUUGAUUAGGCAGUGUAACCUGACAGAGAAAAGCUGUGAGAUGCUUGCUGAUGUUCUCCGACCAAAGUCGUGGAUCAAAGAGCUGGAUUUGAGUGGGAGUCACCUGCAGCUCCGAGAAGUGAAACUACUCUGCUCAGCUCUGGAGUCUGAAGACUCUAACCUGGAGCAAUUAAGGUUGAAUGGCUGCAAACUAACCGAAGAGAGUUGUGAUGCAGUGGUUUCAGCUUUCAGCUCUAAUUCAGCAAGUUUAAGAGAACUUGAUAUGAGUGGAAACCAACUGAAUGACUCUGUAGUCAAGAAGCUCUCCGAAACUCUAAAGACUGUAAAGUGUCAACUCGAGGUGCUGAGGCUGAGAUUGUGUGGUGUAAAACAAGAAGGGUUCAGGAAUUUGACAUCUGCCCUGCAAGCAAACCCAUCACACCUGAAAGAGCUGGACCUCAGCAUGAACACGUCAGGAGAUGAGGAAGUUCAUGCACUGUGUGAGGUUCUGAGCAAACCACAGUGCAGACUUCAAGUAUUCAAGUUGAAUAAGUGUGAGCUUACUCAGGACUGCUGCCCGUCUCUGGCAUCCAUCAUGAGCUCGGAGUCUUCUACUCUCUUAGAGCUGCAUCUGAGAGACAACAAGCUUCACGACGCUGGAGUGGAGAGACUAGCAGCCGGGCUAGAGAAAGCUCACUGCAAGCUACAGGUCCUCAAGUUGUGUAACUGUAGCGUCUCAGGAAAAGGCUGUGGAUUUCUGGCUUCGGCACUGAGACAAAACCCUUCUCACCUGCGGGAGCUAUAUUUGAACUGGAAUCAUCCGAAAGAUUCGGGAACAAACCCCUUGACAGAGCUCCUGGACAGUCGUCCUCCAGACCUUAGACUGGAGAAACUCGAGAUCAACUCAGUGGAAUGAGGAUGUUGACUUCUACCUGAAUAAAACCAGGACCUGGCUGCUAUCACAGUCAGAUGUCAAAUCUGUCAAGGAUCCCACACCUGGAAUACCAUUACCAUUUAUUCAGUUAACAGAUGCUUUUAAGCAAUAUGAUGAUGUCACAUGGUUUCUGGAUACCUUAGGUCACAUGGUACCUAACUGAUGUUCAGGUGAAGCUGCAGUGGUGUCACUACCUGUGGCUAGUUGAUUGAUGAACAAAUAGACAAACUGACGAGAAAAGAAAUAUAGACAGGCUGGCAGUAGUGGUGUGACAGCAGUGGCACUGGCGGUGUGAACACACACACGCACAGCAGUUGCAGUAGUUCAGUGAGGUCCAAACCGUAAUGGCCUCCCGUGAUUGAAAUGGAAAGAGCUACAGGAAUUUGGAGAUCUCUUUCUACACACUGCUGUCUGUGCAUUCCCUCUAUAUUGUGUGGGAGUCAUUUUCAGUCAUAUUACACAAGAUGCAUAUUUACAGUAGUUUGUUUAUUAUUGCACAUCUCAACUGUUGGGGGACCCUGAAAGCUAAUCUUCUAUAGUGCUGCUUUAAGCCGGUAUGGUCGUCAGUCCCAGCCAGAGGGCUGCACAGGCGUGUCGUGCCAUUUUUGCAUUAAUCAUUCACCACCCCAACAAUAAUAAAACAUUUGAUUAUUGUUUUGAACUUUUGCGAUGUGUAGCUUGUUUGUUUAUAAUUACUGCAUUUAUUUUAUUUGUAGUGAUUUUGUAACAAACUUUGUUUGGUACCCUUAUUAUUUUACCUGUGUAGAUGGGGUGGAGAAAUCAACCCCUGCAAAUAAAGGGCUGGUUAUCAUUUUAGCUUGAGCCAGUGUGUUUUGCAGACAUUAAUAGUGUCUGUAAUCACAGCGCUGCCAGAUACUUUUGUUUGUUUACUAUUGGACAUUACUAGUUUCCCUUCAACUGUUUUGCAAGUACAUUUGGACUUUCUACUGUAAAUAUAUUGGGUGAUUCUAGCAUUCCCAAGCCAGGAAAUGUAUUUGUCUUUCCUCCCUUUAAAAAAAAAAAAAAUGUUUUAGAACACAUUUUGCCACAGCAAAUGCUUUCUGUAACUGCAGAGUCUACAAAGCUAUCUUAGUCUUACUGUAUAGUUCUGGAGGGUUACGUGUAGUUUUUUUGUUGUGAGUAAUGUGAACCAUAAAGCAUUACAACAAUUAAAAGUGUUUUGCUAUUUCACAUUUGUUCCUCUUUUACAAUGUUCUUUUGGUAGAAGUCUACCAAUUUACUAAGAUUUAGUUUCAUAAUAAACCCAGAAAGUAAGAAUUAA
Messenger RNA from Sardina pilchardus (European sardine), 9275 nucleotides. RefSeq names its product NLR family CARD domain-containing protein 3-like. Lineage: Eukaryota; Metazoa; Chordata; Actinopteri; Clupeiformes; Clupeidae. Gene Ontology annotation, biological process: intracellular signal transduction. Gene Ontology annotation, molecular function: protein binding. The record is from RefSeq and is a predicted model, not a curated record. The coding region runs from base 4811 to 7975 and encodes 1054 amino acids. The transcript is spliced from 13 exons.